AUGCCUUCUCUUGCAAAGAAGUCGAUGAAUUUCAUUAGAGAUGUCUACACAGCUGCUUCGAACCCCGAUCGACCUCUUCUGCACCCGCAAGGGUUUCAACCGACCACUGGACUUUCGACUCAAUUCGUACAGCCCAAUAUUCCAUAUCAACAAUCUCCAUCAUCACCAUAUUUGCAACCAUUUCCAGUCCAAGGCCAAUAUCAACAGCCUCAAGGCUUGCAGACGCCGUAUUCUUCGCAAUAUCAUGGCCAGCAGCCGACCUCAUCAAACAACGCCUGGUCUACCCCAUUACCGUCCCAGGCUCCGCCUCACACACCAAGUCCAACGACGCCGUUGGUUCACAACACGUAUCUGAACCAUCCGUACAAUGCCGUUUCGCCAAAUGCGCCUCCGGGACAGUAUCAGCCAUAUGGACUUCAGCAGCCGAUCAGUGGUCAGCACAUGUUCAUCCCACCAAAACCGCCUCUUCCGCCGCGAGCACAGAGUCAACCAUGGCAGAAUGCUGAAUCUCUACUGGUUACGCCUGCCGCGCCUUCUGCGACACCGGGAUACUCUCCUCCACCGCCACAUUCCGCUCCACCAUCAGUUGCUACGUGUCACUCGAAUAAUGACCGCUUUCAACACCUGGCUGAGUUGCCCGCCACCCGGCCUGUACCACCUCCACUACCGCACAGGUCUCCUACUCAACAAGUACGUCCGGAGCUGCUACAUGAGGCUGAGCAUACAGUCCGGUCACAGAUGCAGUCGAGCAGUUCUCCCUCGCCAUCAGGUUUUAUGGUAAAUGACCUGUGGCCACCGAUGACCACCUACUAUGAAUUGCCUGCUGAGCCCGCCUCCAGCACUCAUGUCCAGCAACAUCAGUUUGCUCAUGCCGCCGUUAGUGCACCCACUUCAGGCCGAGUUGAGUUACCGGCUGCAAAUUACGGCUCCGAGAUACAAGAUAUACCUGCCCAGGAACGUCGGAAAAGCUCGAAGGCCCUUUCGGCGGCCGUCUCGACGGGAACUUCUUCUUCGAUCAUCUCACCGAAGGACCCGGGGUCCACCGCGACCGCCUCCUCACGGAUUCCUCCCACAGCAACGACUCCGGUUCCGGAAGAGACCUCGCCUCAUCUCAACAGACAUCACGAUGAUCGCCCAAAUUCAAGCUUGUCUACGGGAAGGCCCCUAACAGAGCCGUCAGAAAGUCCUAGUCUUCCGUAUCAAGGACCAAUAGUCGAAAGCAGGCCCUUCGAUGUUCACCAAAUGGCCGCUGUUCUUAACGAUAUACACCGUGCCAGUCCGAGGAUGCCCACCCCUUCAUCACCUGUUCCUGCGACAUUACGGUCUGAUAGCAAUCUUCCAUACCCUAAUGCCAUGGUCACCCCCCGACCUCCCUCGAAUGAAGUGGCUACAACAAUGUAUGCUCAGACACAUCAAGCUCAAACGCCAUGGAACAGCAUCGCUGCCCAGCUCAUACCCGUUGCAGCUCCAAAAAGCCCAGUGUCGCACAGCAUAUUGCAAAAUUACGAUCCUCGAUCGGCCGCAUUCGGGUCUGUUGUCGCCAAUCAGCAACCGUUUCCCAGGGUGGAUGCUCCUCAACAUCACUCUGAGCUACAUUCGGAGGCUCUUCGAGUUGGGGAGAAUGUGCAGAAGCCCAGAGUUCGCAAGAUAUUGUGUCUCGACGGAGGAGGGGUGAGAGGUCUAUCGGAGCUGAUCAUCAUUGACCACCUCAUGGAUUCGCUCGCGCAUGUACGAGGCGCGAGGCUUGAACCAUGGCAGGAAUUUGACAUGAUUGCAGGUACGAGUACCGGCGGAUUGAUCGCCCUCAUGCUUGGUAGACUCCGUAUGUCUGUCAAAGAUUGCAUCAAAGCGUACAAGGAGAUGUCCAAGGAGAUCUUCACCCCAAGCCAGCGAACGGUCAACCUCGCCGGGAGAUCCAUUGACUUCUUGCACGCAAGAGGCCGAUUCAAGAGCGAGCCUCUGGAGAACAGUAUCAAGCAGAUGCUCCGAUUCCUUGGCCGUUCUGAGGACGAGUUACUUGCGGAUCGCGAUUCGGAUUCCCCGGCGGUUUUUGUCUGCGCUGUAGAGGGUAUCAAUAGCGACGCCGUGGUGAUCAGGUCGUAUAAGAGCAGGGAAUUCGAUGACCUCAAGGAAUGCAGGAUCUGGGAGGCUGCACGAGCCACAUCUGCAGCAUCGAGAUUCUUUGAUCCGAUCAAGAUUGGGGAUCGGCUGUACGUUGACGGUGCAUUGAAGCACAACAACCCCAUCGAAAAGGUUGAUGAGGAGUCUCGAGGAUUAUGGCCUGGAGAGGAGCGGAUCAUCGUCAGCAUCGGAACAGGCUCGGCUCCAGGGCCUGAUGUGACUGGGGACCUGAAGGCUCUCGUUGACGCGCUUAAAAAGAUUGUCACAGAGACGGAAGACACCAGUAAUGCGUUUCGGAAACGGAACAGAGAUAUGGUCAACGCCGGACAUCUUUAUAGGUUCAAUGUCUUUCAUGGUCUUGCUGAUGUCGGACUGGCCGAACACGAAGCCGUUGGAAAAAUCGGUGCCCAUACAGGUACUUAUCUUCGUCGAUUCGACACCGCAGCUGAUAUAGAACGAUGCGCCAAGUCACUGAGUGAGAGCGGUCAGCGGCUAGGCUACAUCGCUGGCGAAGAAUUGAAGACAUACAAAGAGAUCAAACGAGUCUCGGCUCUGAGAUGCGAGUUCUGUGAACAAUGUCAUACAGGAAUUCCGUAUUGUGAUGGUCUCUUCAUGUGUCCUGAAUGUAGGAUGAUUAUCUGCAAAGAGUGCCAUCCAACUCACGACGAAAGCCAUAUGCGCAAGCUCCUACGAUUUCGCACGAUGCAGUGGCUGCCGAAUGUCCCUGGUGUCCCAGAUGCCGCUUCAUGUUGGCAUUGCGCGCAGGACUCGCCAAAGUCCAGGUGGCAAUGUGACAAGUGCCAGACAUCGCUUUGCCGACGUUGCGCAGGCCACGUAGAACGACGAGAUGCUUUUCUGAAAGCUCAUGCACAGCAGAACCCAGAUCAUCGCAGCUUCUGGGCGCUCUAUCCGCAGCAUUGGACCACGACAACAAGAUGGAUCACAGAUCGUUGCCCGUGUCAGGAUACUGGGCCUUUCGCAGGGCAUUGCGAGCGUUGCCAUGGCGUCAUCGUGGCUGGCUCACGAACGUACAGUUGUCGGACCUGCACGGCUGAGUUUGGUUCCACGCAGGCGAUAUGCACCAAUUGCUAUGCCCAAGAGGACCAGAAGCACCUUUCAGCGCACCAAUGGAUGACGACGGACUUCAUCAUCUCCCCUGGUGGAAUGGACGUGCUGACGCCGGGGGCGAGAAUAGCCUUCAGCUGUACACAGUGUCCUGGCCAAGAGAUACUUGAAGGGCUGGAACACCUCCAUCCGCAUCCUAAUCUGCAAUUACUGCUCAGCCCGCUCCUGGUGGAGCUGUGUGCAAUAAAUGCGCAACAAGCAUGCCAGCCUGACCGGAUUCAAGCAGAUAGAGCCCGUUGCAUUGAUCCCACGACGGUUCUUUGCAUGUCUUGCCUCACUGUCCUAUGCUACGAUCAACGCGCGUCCAUCUGCUUGACCAAACAAUGCACCUGGGCUUAUUGUGGCCAGUGCACUUCUUCGAAGCGCGUCCGUCACCGGCACAGGGUAUACGAGGUCAUGGUGAAUCGACCGCCGUCCGGAGCCACCAACAUGAUCAAAUGCUGCAUCUGCACCCAAGCAUUUAUGGCUUGCAAUUUCCAGGGCCUAUGGUGUGGAGACUGCAAUGAUUUCGAUGUCUGCUUGCUGUGUGUGGGCAAGGUCAGUGAGGGCACGUUGACGUUGUCGGAUGGACUGCCUCAUAUGAAGCUUUUGAAACAGUGCAAGACCCGCAGUUGGUUCUGGUACAUGAAGAAUGCGUGA
Exophiala xenobiotica is the source of this 3885-nucleotide messenger RNA. RefSeq lists its product as uncharacterized. The record is from RefSeq and is a predicted model, not a curated record. The coding region runs from base 1 to 3885 and encodes 1294 amino acids. Gene Ontology annotation, cellular component: membrane. Lineage: Eukaryota; Fungi; Ascomycota; Eurotiomycetes; Chaetothyriales; Herpotrichiellaceae. The transcript is spliced from 8 exons. Gene Ontology annotation, biological process: arachidonate metabolic process.